Messenger RNA from Abrus precatorius (Indian licorice), 1057 nucleotides. Its product is annotated as probable 6-phosphogluconolactonase 4, chloroplastic. Gene Ontology annotation, molecular function: 6-phosphogluconolactonase activity. NCBI's taxonomy places the organism in Eukaryota, Viridiplantae, Streptophyta, Magnoliopsida, Fabales, Fabaceae. Gene Ontology annotation, biological process: pentose-phosphate shunt; carbohydrate metabolic process. Bases 9 to 968 code for a protein of 319 amino acids. The record is from RefSeq and is a predicted model, not a curated record. The transcript is spliced from 3 exons.
AGACACCAAUGGCAAUCUCAGCAGCUUUCUCUACUUCCUACACCCUCCAAAGCAGCUUAUUGUGUACCCAAAAAUCAAAUCCACUGUCUUACAAAACCUCAGUGUUAUUCCCACCCCAAGUAGGGAAGAAACUCAUCCACCAACCUCUAAGGAAUAAAGUAUUUCCUCCCAGGAGAUGUGUUGGUGAAAUCAAUGCAUCAAUUAAUUGGGAGAAGGGUUACAAGAAAGUUGAGGUGUUCAGUAAGGAGCAUCUUGCUGUGUCAUUGGCUUACGAUGUUGCUCAACUCUCUACCAAAUUCACUAGGGAGAGAGGUGCUUUCACUGUCGUUUUGUCUGGUGGCUCACUCAUCAAGUACCUCAGGAAAUUGGUUGAACCUCCCUACGUUGAUUCCAUAGAUUGGUCAAAGUGGCAUGUUUUCUGGGUGGAUGAGAGAGUCGUGCAAAAGGAUCACUUAGACAGUAAUUACAAGCUAGCCAACGAUGGAUUUCUCUCAAAGGUGCCAAUUCCUCCCACAAAUAUUUAUGCCAUUGAUGAUGCCCUACCAGCUGAUGGAGCAGCUGAUGUUUAUGAGACAAAUCUGAGACGCUUAGUUAAGAGCAAUGUGAUAGCUACAUCAACUACUGAAUUACCAAAAUUUGAUCUCAUGCUCUUAGGUAUGGGCCCAGAUGGGCAUGUGGCUUCAUUAUUUCCAGGGCACCCUCUUCUAAUGGAAGAUAAGAAAUGGGUUACCUUUAUCAUGGACUCACCAAAGCCACCAUCUGAAAGAAUCACUUUUACUUUACCAAUAAUCAAUUCAGCUUCAAAUAUUGCAAUGGUGGUGACUGGUCAGGGUAAAGCAAACGCAGUUUACUCAGCACUUGGAGAUAAUCAAAAUACUGAUAAGUUGCCGGUUCAGUUGGUUUCGCCUGAAGGGGAAAUGAAAUGGUACCUAGACUUAGGAGCUGCUUCAAAGUUGUUUAAGGAGUAGAUGCAUGUGAUAUAUGUGAGCAAUAUACUGUAUUUGUAUUAAGUUUCAUUUUUAACCAAUUAGGUGGGGUUUCUUGAUCUUUAAGUAAA